UUCCCUCUGGCUGGCUUUUAUCUUCUGAAUCCUGCUUGUUCCUCCGAGCCCGGUCCCUGCUUAUCUGUGCCUGGGGCUCGGCUGGGUGGCGUUGGGCUGCCGUUCAGUUGCCGGGGCGGAAGGGUUGGGUGCUUGCGUGUGUGAGAGACAGAGAGGGGUGGGGUAGACGGGCGGGCAGGCGGGCAGGGUGGUUAAAGCAGGGUUGCUCCGGGUCUCGCCUCAGCCGCUCUCCGCGAAGCCCUCACCUUUCCCCUUAAGCCGCAGGAGUGCAAAGUCCAUUGGCGCGCCUUCGCCCCGGCCGCUGCCAAGCGAAUGUAGGCAGGGAAGCAAGCGAGCAAGGAAGGAAGGAACGAUGGUCAUUCGCGUGUUCGUCGCCUCUUCUUCGGGGUCCGUGGCGAUAAAGAAGAGGCAGCAAGACAUUGUACGAUUCUUAGAAGCCAACAAAAUCGACUUUGAAGAGGUGGAUAUCACCAUGUCAGAGGAGCAAAGGCUAUGGAUGUAUAAAAAUAUUUCUCAAGACAAAUUGCCUGCACAAGGCAAUCCUCUGCCUCCCCAGAUUUUCAAUGACGAUCAAUACUGUGGAGAUUAUGACUCUUUUUUUGAAUCCAAGGAAAGCAACACUGUCUUUUCAUUUCUUGGGUUGAAACCUAGUGUGGCAUCAAAGGAAUCGGAACCUUAGAACAAUUUCUUGAGGAUUCAACAAGCACAUUCUCUUGAGUGAAUGAAAUCCUUGAUGUUCAGCACACAACUUCCCUAGUGGAUCACUGUGAAACAAGCCAAUAUGCACCAUCAAUAUUUCGUUUGACACACUGAAGAAGUGAAAUAAGACAGUGGAUGUGGAUCAGUGAAAAUAGUGGUGGUGGGUCCUCUACCUUCUUUGCAACCCUAUCUGAAGUUGAUGCUGCGGGCUGUUCUGACGAACACAGAUGUUCCAUUUGAAUUAACUACAGCCUCAAAGUGGUUUGUGAGCUUAUCAUACAGAGUGCAUCAUCAAAGCUUUGGAUGUUUACUGCAUUCUGAGCAAAGAGUGCCACAGAUGUGAUAAAAACAACUCAGAAUUUUAAAAAGAAAUGAUGUUGAUCUGAGAAGAUCUCACUCCAAAAAACGAAGCAACCACCUCCCCCCCCAAAAAAAAUUAGGUAAAGAUGAUUAUUUUUAGAGUAUAUACUAUUUAUGCUAUUUGUGCUGCAGUGUACUUAUGGCUAUAUUUGUGGCCUGGUGUAUUUUUCCAUGUAAAAAAUAAAAGCCACUUUUCAUAUCUCA
Messenger RNA from Pogona vitticeps (central bearded dragon), 1263 nucleotides. RefSeq names its product SH3 domain binding glutamate rich protein like 2 (gene SH3BGRL2). Gene Ontology annotation, cellular component: cytoplasm. The record is from RefSeq and is a predicted model, not a curated record. NCBI's taxonomy places the organism in Eukaryota, Metazoa, Chordata, Lepidosauria, Squamata, Agamidae.